GGAGUGAAGAAAUAGUCAGAGGGAGAGAGAGAGAGAGAGAGAAAGAGAGAGAGAGAAAGAUUAGCAGUCCAACUAGAUCAGAUUGCAAAAGAUUGAUAAAGAGAGAUGUUCAGUUAAUAAGCAGUGAGGAGUAUUGAACAGUUUUAUGGUACACAGUGAAGGAAAGACUUCACGUCCCUAAAGAUGAAGGAUGAGCAGAAGACCAGCUGAAGAAAUCGCCCCAGAAGAUGGAGAUACAAAAACCUGAAUUUUUACUGGAAUAAUCCUCGUUAAACGUUUCGCACCUGUCUUGUACGCGGAGGCACUGACCGAGCAAAAGUGCCUCGGCCCGAGGUUCUGGUGUGAGCCCGUCUGGUCAGAACUGCUUUUCAUCCGCGCUCGCAACAGCACCUGAAAGAGAGAGAGAAGAAUCCGAGCAAGGAUGAAGAAAUUCAAACGGGGUCUAUACCUUGUGCUGAAGAUGAUGGAGUGGUUUUCUCCAGUAUUAGAGUAACACACAAAGAAGGAGCAGCUGCGGUGGCAGAUGCAAAUAAUGCCUCAGUUUGGUUAACGGGGACACUGGGAGAGAAGAUACCACCUUUUACUUCUGCAGCCUGGGGGAGGACAGGUAGAAAUAAAGGGAUUGGAUUAAAGCUCAAGACUCCCACCCAGCUCCCUGUCUAUGACUCACUAAAAUGCAACUUAGCCAGUGAUCAAGCGGUGAGGGGCCUCGAUCACUCCCGGCCUUCCCUCUGCACUGACCCUGCCGCUGGGAGUGCCGCCUGGAGCAUGAGUGUGGGAAGAAUCAAUCGCUACAGCAUUGUGUCAUCCGAGGAAGAGGGCCUCCGCCUCACUACCAUGCAUGGUAUGAACGGCUUUGGCAAUGGCAAGAUCCACACACGCCGCAAGUGCCGCAACCGCUUCGUCAAAAAGAAUGGCCAGUGCAAUGUGCAGUUUGCCAAUAUGGAAGAUAAGUCGCAGCGCUACAUGGCCGACAUCUUCACCACAUGUGUUGAUAUUCGCUGGCGAUGGAUGCUGUUAGUCUUCACUCUCGUGUUUGUCGUCUCCUGGCUGGCCUUUGGCUUAGCCUUUUGGGUCAUUGCUUUGCUGCAUGGAGAUCUGGAUAACCCCGCCGGAGAUGAUAACUUCACUCCUUGUGUCCUCCAGGUCAAUGGAUUUGUGGCUGCCUUUCUAUUCUCCAUUGAAACACAGUCUACCAUAGGUUAUGGCUAUCGCUGUGUGACUGAAGAGUGCCCAGCGGCUGUCUUCAUGGUGGUCUUCCAGUCCAUAGUGGGUUGCAUCAUUGACUGCUUUAUGAUUGGCGCCAUCAUGGCCAAGAUGGCGAGGCCUAAGAAGCGAGCACAAACACUGUUGUUUAGCCACAAUGCUGUCAUUGCCAUGCGGGAUGGAAAGCUGUGCCUAAUGUGGAGGGUGGGGAACCUUCGCAAGAGCCACAUUGUAGAGGCCCAUGUUAGGGCACAGCUCAUCAAACCUCGGAUCACUGAUGAGGGGGAAUACAUUCCUCUAGACCAAAUAGACAUUAAUGUGGGCUUUGAUAAAGGUCUGGACAGGAUUUUCUUGGUUUCACCCAUCACUAUUCUCCAUGAGAUAGAUGAGGAGAGUCCCCUGUUUGGGAUCAGCAAACAGGAUUUAGAGACAGCAGACUUUGAGAUUGUCGUCAUCUUGGAGGGGAUGGUUGAAGCAACCGCCAUGACCACACAGGCUCGAAGCUCCUACUUGGCCUCUGAGGUGCUUUGGGGUCACCGUUUCGAGCCAGUCUUGUUUGAGGAGAAGAACGUGUACAAGGUGGAUUACUCUCACUUUCACAAAACCUACGAGGUGCCGUCCACCCCCCGCUGCAGUGCCAAGGACAUGGUUGAGAACAAGUUCUUAGUCCCAAGCUCUAACUCUUUCUGCUAUGAAAAUGAGCUGGCCUUCCUGAGCCGCGAGGAUGAGGAGGAGGAUGUAGGUGGUGGUAGCAGGGCACUGAACCUCAGUCCAGACAGGAACAGCCGACAUGAGUUUGAACGCUUACAGGCCACCAGGACGCUGGAUCAAAGGUCAUAUCGGAGAGAGUCGGAAAUAUGACCUCGACCCAUUGACCCUGGACCAACUUUCAAUAACUGUAUCCAAGGGUGAAAUGCAGAACAAUGCAAAGUGCCAUAGGAAAAGCUGACUACUGUAAAAGUUUGGAAAAUAAACAAGACCACAGUAAAAGGGACAUGGGGAAAAACAAGAGUACACAUCUUAGAAAUUGUGGUAAGGAAUGUCUACAAUCAAGGAAAAGGCUAAGGAAAGACCUUCUUCCUGAAUGGAAACUUGAAUCUUUUGUCAUUUUGAGUUCAGAGUUCAGAGUGUUCAAUGAUAGUGCAUCAAAAACUAUGACAGAACCAUAUAAUCUAAUUUUAGGUGUAAAUACAUUGAUAAGUUAUGUUUUGUGUGCAGUAUCAGUUUCCCAAAAAAAAGUUAUUAUUUCCACAAAUAAUAGUGUUACAAGGCUUCUCUUGAGCUCUCCUCACAUUGCUGUAAUGUACUGGACCUGCGUGCACUGCAGCAUUCAGAUGCAAUGAGACGUGAUAAAACAUCUGACCGUGAGCCACUGAGAACAACAUAAUUCAACACCUUCAUUUAUGUAUUGGUGUGAUCCCAAAAUCUACCAUUGUAGGCAAAAUGUAUUGCACUAUGAAUAACAUAUCGGGAUAUGUUGAACAAUAAUGAAAUCCCAUUGUAUGAAGCAUCACUAUUUAUAUUCUCUUAAUGCCUCAUAUUUCAACCAUAUGUAAGCCACCAACGUCAUGAUUUGGUUGCACUGGCCAACACAUGUUCAAACAUUGAUAAGUAGUCAGGUAAAAAAAAACAAAAGCACAGAUGGAGGACAACUGUCCUAAAAAAAGAACAGCAUAUCUGCAAGAUACAGGUUGCAAUAUCCAAGUUUCUAUUGAUUAAAUAAAAAACUGAAUAGCAGCAAUUUGUUAUUCCACAAAAAGAUGCACCUUAAAGUGUACCUUAACUUGCACAACUUGAACAAAUCGUGUAAACUAAGUUAAACUAAAACCUGUAUACUGAUAGUUAAUAACAAGUUUUCUUCCAUAGGGAAAUUCAGACUAACAAACAGGCAUAAAUUGAUGACACUAAAUGUUUUUGUCCUCUUUAAAAAUGAAUCUAUGCACAUAGAGAUGAAACCUAUUGAGUUCUGUUUGAGAUAAAAUUAUGUUAUGACAUUAAUUAAUUAAUACCUAGGGCUUAACCUGAAAAAGGAACAAAAAUCAUAAACUGAAUUUCUAAAGGUAGCUGUUAAAGUUAUCAAUCAACCAACCAAUCAUCUAAUCAUCCAUUCAAAUAAAUUGAUAGUCAAACUUUCAUAUAUCACUAAAACCUUUAAAAUGUACACAGGAAGAAUGCAAGAAUGAUAAUUAUUGCUAACCACCCAACAAGCAUCCAUUCCAAGUAAGAGGACGAGCAUCACAAGGGUGAAUGUGUCUUCAACACUUUGCUCACAAGGUUAGAGUCGUCCAAACGUGUUUAAAUUUACAGGAGUCGGCCCGACAUUUCUAUUCAUUUUACAUCAAAAGUGGGUACAUUUAGAUGCUCCUUAUAUUAUUAACAACAGAGUCAAUAUCAGAAAAUGUUAUAUAAUAAUUAUAUGACAAAUGUAUCCUUUAACAAGUAACGUGUGCAAGACUAAGUUUGACUAAAACCUGUUAUCACCCUCAUUGCUGUCUAAACAGAUAUAGUUAUACAUGAGAAAAUAGCUUUCUCCUUCACUCCUCAUAUUGAUUCCUCUGGCAUUUACAAACAUUAUAUGCUAUAAAUGCAUUUUUAGCAUAGAGUUAAUACACUGAACCAAGGUUGAAUAGAAGCAAAAAAAACGCACAUCUUUCUGAAUACAUUUUAGUAGCCAUGUCCUUAAUGAUUAUCUUGUAAUACACUGAACAUUUGUAUAAUUCUUGAUUCCCAGAUAACAAGUGUCAGGCAUGGAGGAGAAGGACCCUGCAUUAUUUUUCUUAUUGUACUCGUAUGCAUACGAGUUGUCAGACUUGAUACCAAAGUAAUGAGUGUAGUCUUAACUUUUGUUCCCAAAGUAAUCUUCCAAAAAACUGUUUAGACUGAUCUAGAAAAAUGGUUAGUCAUUGUUGGUCUCCAGUUUGCAGAUAGUCUCUCUAGAUUUAUAUUAUUCCGAAACAUUUGCCACUAAUUAAAAGCAAAUCUCUGUUCGACUAAACCUGAUUCAAUCAGUUGCUGGUAGUUUAAAAGACACAAUCAUGAUGCAUGAUAACUUUUUUCUUUGGCAUGAAUAGCAUUUAAAAAAAGAUCCCUUAUUGUAUAUGCCUAGUCAUUCAAACCUAAACAUGUUAAUGUUUGUAUCACAAAAUACUCUUUACCAAGUCCAGCUUAUCUAUUACCUCACUAAAAUGUGGACGUUAUGUCCGUGUGGAUCAAUUUUAGUUAAAUGUCAUACAUAAAAGAUUACACAUGUGGUGAAAAAGUACAACAUGAACACAUAGAAGAGAACCAUAAAAUGGUUGUUAUGUUGGUCACAAUGACUAAUAUUUUCCUAAUAGUCAUUUAACUCAGUAUAUUAUAUUUCUAGGUUAUAUGUUGCUUUUUAGAACAUUGUGGGAUGUAGUAAAAUAUAAAGAGCAUGUUUUGGCAAAUAAGUGAAGCGUUCUUUACCCAGCCCAAAAUAUUUAUUAUGAUUAUUGCCUUCUGGGAAGGUUAUAUACAAUGAUGUGUGAAGCCUCUGCACCUACACAGUGGCAAAAAAAGGUGAAGCAUUUCUACUGAAUAUUUUUUUUGCAGAUUGUUUUAGCUUUGAUGAUGCCCACCUCAGCCCUUAAAAAAGAAACACACACAAUUGUUUUAGCAAAACAUAAAGGUUUCUAGUGUAAAAAGCAUAGAAUCAUAAAAAGUAUAAUAGGGAGCAGGAGGCUGAACAACCUGCUUAUUUUUAUACAAAGUUCUUUUUGAUAGAAUACCGCAAUCAAUAUGUAUCUGUUUUUAUUAGAGUACUACAAUGAAAUCACUAAUGAGAGGCAAAAAUAUGAUUCUCGUCUCCCUUUUCAAUGCUUUGAUUUCUGUCGUUUCAUUUCAGCACAGAUCCUCAUGAUUUAACAGGUAUUUCUCUUAAAGGGAUGAUUGGAAAAGCUUUUGAC
This is a messenger RNA of Cyclopterus lumpus (lumpfish), 5132 nucleotides long. It is a transcript of the gene kcnj12a, whose product is annotated as potassium inwardly rectifying channel subfamily J member 12a. Gene Ontology annotation, molecular function: inward rectifier potassium channel activity. The transcript has 2 exons. The coding region runs from base 769 to 2067 and encodes 432 amino acids. Gene Ontology annotation, biological process: regulation of monoatomic ion transmembrane transport; potassium ion import across plasma membrane. Lineage: Eukaryota; Metazoa; Chordata; Actinopteri; Perciformes; Cyclopteridae. Gene Ontology annotation, cellular component: plasma membrane. The record is from RefSeq and is a predicted model, not a curated record.